AUGAAGCAAGAGUUUGAGAUUGAACAAUUGAUCCCUUCCAGUGACCAACAAACCAGAAACAAUCCUCUUAAGAAAAUGGUGUACCCACUAGCUGCUCUUGGAGGACUCUUCCUUGUGUCUACGGCACUCAUGGCCGGAGUUGUCGAAGCUCGAGUCCCGUGCGAACCUCCGUGUGUUCCAGGUACCGAAGCAAUCAUGAGCAAGAAGGAGCACGGAACUUCCCACACACCUGUCCAAGAAAAGUUACGAUGGGAUUGUGAUCGAGACACAGCGGAUCGCAUUUGCAAUUUCAAUCGACACUAUGCCGAAUAUGCUGGAUACUGGAAAUCUACAACUUUUUUGGAUGAGAUUGACCAAAGUGGCGACGAAGAAGUGACGUUCUUUGAUUCGAAUACUGGCAAACCCUUGUUCAAUGCUCCCAAGGGACGUAAUUGGCAACAAUGGAUCAAGGAAAGUACCCUUCAUGGCUGGCCAUCUUUUCGCGACGACGAAGUCAACUGGGAUGUUGUGCGUGUGUUGUCAGAUGGCGAGACUGUGUCGGUAGAUGGAACUCACCUUGGACACAAUAUUCCCGAUAAAAAUGGCAACCGAUACUGUAUCAAUCUAGUUUCUGUUGCAGGAUACCCUAAGGGAAGUGCCAACAACGGCGAAGAAGAGGGGACUCGGAGGUAA
Molecule: messenger RNA, 672 nt
Organism: Cylindrotheca closterium
Lineage: Eukaryota; Bacillariophyta; Bacillariophyceae; Bacillariales; Bacillariaceae
Source: the annotation of a GenBank genome assembly